Botrytis fragariae is the source of this 1869-nucleotide messenger RNA. RefSeq lists its product as uncharacterized. The record is from RefSeq and is a predicted model, not a curated record. The transcript is spliced from 5 exons. NCBI's taxonomy places the organism in Eukaryota, Fungi, Ascomycota, Leotiomycetes, Helotiales, Sclerotiniaceae. Bases 1 to 1869 code for a protein of 622 amino acids.
AUGCCUGCCGAUUCAAAGCAGUGUACCAAGAAACUGUCUCAUCACACACUUUUGUCAUGUUACACUCCAAUCAAAACCCAUCCAAUGCUGUCCAAAAUCUUGAUCAGUAUGGUGUGCGAGGAUGGGGUGGAGUUGCUAUCUCCUUGCGGGAAUUAUCGGUGCCACUCAAGACAACAUUCGAUAUCGGAGAGACGGGGGACUGGCUACGAGCCGCAGACCCCACGUUUCUCAUACUGCGUUGCACAAUUCAUCGGCCAGAAUGUGAUUAAAUUUCCGGGAUUCCGGAGUGCGUCAAGCUCGACGAUUUUCGGUUGCUAUCGAUGCGGUUGCAACACGGCAGGUUUGUCGAGCUGUCGCACCCUGGGCACCCUGUACUUUUCAUCUGAUGCUACGAGCAUGUCCGAGCCCCAUUGCGACAAAACUCAUACAGAUGAUUCACAUCUCCCCAAGGGUGGUUGCAGAUUCAUUCUGCUACAUCCUGAAUCAAAGCAGCUGCGAUGCGCGUGCGUUGGGUUUGCAUCCAACAGAUCCAUCCCAGGCAGUUUGUGCCAAUGCGGACACCAGGCAGUAUAUCACAAUUCAGACCCAGAAUCUUCCAGUAAAGAAGAAUUAGAUGCGUUGAAGUUGAGGAUUAGUACUCUCGAGGGGGAGCUAGAUCGAGAACGGCGUAUAGGGAGAGGUGGCUUGUUUGAUCGGCUUAUUAAAGUAGAAGAGCUCGUUGAAAAAGAAAACUUGGAACACGAAGUUGAGAUUCGAAAUAUUCAUCGUGGCAUCGGCGGUCUUUGGCAGAACGUUGGCCUCUUGAACAAGCGGACACCAUAUUACGAUGAUCGGAUCGAAGCAUUAGUGGAUGACGUACACAGAAUUCAUGCUAGGAUGAUCGAGUUGGAUGAUGCGUCAAUGAAAGUAGAAGAUAGAGUAGACGCUCUUGAAAAUGAUUCGGCACGAACUCUUGCACCUUCAAAGAGGAUUCGACGAAGGAAACCAUCGACGCCUCCUACUGCGAAUUUGCAGAUCGCAAUUGAGAACACGACAAGUUCUGGAGAAGGUGAUGCUAUAGGGGAUUUCAAAGUGCCUAUAAAUGGUUUUGUAUCAGGUCAGGAAUUCCCGGAAAGAGAUCUGUCGGGUGAUCGAUGUGGAACCUUUUCAUGGACUGUACACGUCUCCCUUAUGCCCACAUCAUCCCAACCUUUCCCAUUCGAAAAGGACACGGCAGCUUACAAAAGAUGCCUAUCUCGAGGCUUGCAUCAAAAGAUAGCUGUGUCCGACACAAAUAGUGAUUCUUUCAAGGAGGCCGUGAGUUCUGCUUUUGCGCCAAUCCUGCGAGGAAGGCCUUGGCAACCACUUGUGGCCAAGAUCUGUGAUGUCAAAAAUCUAAGAGGCCUUCCUAUGCUUCGACAACUAGACGAACAGUUAGCCUUCAGUGAUUAUGAUGUUGACUUCUUGAAGAAAUAUUGCGCUGUCCUUGACGGGUUUGGUCAAAUUGAAGACUUAUAUAUUGCUAUGACCGAAGAUACAAUAACUUGGGUCGAAAUGCGCGAGCUAGAGCAAUUUCUUCCAGGAUUGGAGUCUGCAUGGUCCCAUAGUGCGUACCUGGAUGGAACACGGGUACAUAUACCACUUCAAGCAAUGAAGGAUGAAUCUAGUGAAGCCACAGCCUCCAAACAAAAAUCGGCAGAUGACAUAUUGCUAUCAUUACCAGCUGCUGAAAAUUCGACAUCGAGCAUAAUGCUAAAGAGACACGCGUCAAGGAUAUCUAGAACGUCAAGCUUCGAUUCAUCAAUUGAAGGAGAAAAGCCUAGAACAAAAUUGAGACAACUCUACAAUGGUGCAGGAGUGGACAUAGGCAGAUGUGCUAAAAUUGUUUGA